Messenger RNA from Diuraphis noxia (Russian wheat aphid), 1327 nucleotides. Its product is annotated as trypsin-1-like. Gene Ontology annotation, biological process: proteolysis. Gene Ontology annotation, molecular function: serine-type endopeptidase activity. NCBI's taxonomy places the organism in Eukaryota, Metazoa, Arthropoda, Insecta, Hemiptera, Aphididae. The record is from RefSeq and is a predicted model, not a curated record.
CCCAAUCGAACAGUCGACACAUCAUCGCCUGCUUCCGAAAUCUGAAUAUUUAUUCGAUUUUUGUUGCUAUAUUGUAUAAACUGUCACCCGUCGCGUUUUCAGAAACCAUAAUAUCCAACCAUGAUGUGGAACGUCUUGUGUUUGAUGACCGUCGCGGCGCUGGUCGGACCCUCUUGCCAGAGGGCACCGGUACUCAUCACGGUCAACCACUCUGAGGGCAAGCCCGGCGAUCUCAGUCAAUCAGCUUUUGCGGAUUACGUCAACUGGUGGCAAAACAUUAUCGGCAUCAUCAACCAAACCGAAGAACCCGUCGCCGAGACACCCAUAACGCCGAUCAACCAGUCCACGUGCGCCCCAUGCACUUGCGGAGCUUUGGGCAAGAAGAACAGAAUUGUCGGAGGAACCCCCACGUACGUACACCAAUACCCGUGGAUGGCCAUGCUCACGUACAAGGGCAAAUUCUAUUGCGGCGGGACGGUCAUCAAUCACAAAUACGUCAUGACGGCCGCACAUUGCGUGCACGGAUUUGACGCGAAAAAUAUCGGCGUGCGACUUUUGGAACACGAUCGCAGCAAUAUGGAGGAMGCGAAACACAUCGACUUCAAAGUGUUGAGGGUGGUCAAGCAUAAGGGGUAUAGCCCGACAUCUUACAAUAACGACAUCGCACUGUUGCGUAUGGACACCGAUGGGGUGGAAUUCGGACCCAACACUGGUAUCCAUCCGGUUUGUCUGCCGACCGAAGGCAAGAGUUUCGCUGGUUACGAGGGCGUCAUMACCGGUUGGGGAGCAAAGAAACAGGGAGGUUCAUCGUCGCAGGUAUUGCACGAGGUGUACGUGCCGAUCAUGAGCAACGACGAUUGUAAGAAAACGGAAUACAACGAAAAACGGAUUACGGCCAACAUGAUGUGCGCCGGAUAUCCGGAUGGCAAAAAGGACUCGUGCCAAGUAAUAAUUUCCCCAACAAUUGUUUUUAAAAUCGGUGUGGUAUCUUGGGGAGAAGGAUGCGCUCAGGCCAACCGACCAGGAGUGUACUCUCGAGUGAACAGAUACCUGAACUGGGUGGCUAACCACACGUUGGACGCCUGUCCGUGUUCAAACGUUUACGUMCCGUCAGAAUAAUUCAUCUCUAGCAGCUGCAGGUGCAGUAUUACCAUUGUGCUGACGUCACUCAGCCUCCAUACAUGCAGUACGUCACACAUCACAAUAAACUUUUAUUUGGAUCUCACAUUAUCGCGACUCGUUAUGUAAUCGACAUCAUAAUAUCAUUAUUAUUAUUAUAUAUUAUUUAUUAUUAUUUAUUAUUGUAUUUAUUGAUUAUAUAAUUUAU